GCACACGACACUACACGCCCGCCGACUCGCGGAUCCGCCUCACUCUCGCACGUCGCCCACCACCGCUUCACACAACGCAGAGGUCCCAUAUACCCAGCUUGGCCUCAGCCAGCGCCCACGACAACCCACCGAAACCCUGCGCAGGCCCCGCCUAACCCGCAUCUCAACCAGGGUCCAACCCCAACCCACUCCUUCCACUACUUCUCUCGACAAUAAUUGCUCUCACGUCUUCUACCACGACCCGCCACGACCCAGCACGCAACAUGUCGAACGUACCCUCCCGCACCGCAACGCCGUCCCACGGCACAGGCAGCCACACAAUCCAAGGGACGCGCCCAAACCCUGUCCUACGUCUUUCUGCACCGUCAGGCGUUCUCCACUUACGUGCUGAGCCGGAGGAGCGCAGACAUAUUCAGUGGGCGGAAGAUGUUGUAGAUAACGAGGGCAUGGGGAAGAAGAGCAGCAAAGUCUGCUGUAUAUACCAUGCCCCCCGCGAAGCCGGCGAAUCCAGCGACGAGUCCUCCUCAGAUAGCUCCAGCUCCGAUGACUCAGACAGCGAACCAGACAACAGCACCGCGCGCCCGAGCAGGAGCACUCGGCGCGCCCGAAAGCCAGAACAACACGCGCACGAUCAAGACAACUGUGAACACGAUCACGGGCCGGGCGAGGGGAGCAGUAAGCCGAAGAAGAUGCCGAAGAGAGCGCCGAGUCCGAAUGCGUACGAGAAGAUCCCGAAGCCCAGAAAGUAGACCCGGGUGAUCGGUUGGAUGGUUACUGUCUACUCACGCGACGAGGCGCAACAGUACUCGGCCUCUGAAUGCGACGAAGUCACGCCAGCGAGGAGUCCCGGGACGGCGUUUUUCUAACUGCGUAUUUGGUUUCGCAUAGCGAAUGGCAGAUGCAAGGGAACAUGUACUUGGUGCUAGAUCUUAGACUCAUCAAGAC
This is a messenger RNA of Macroventuria anomochaeta, 945 nucleotides long. RefSeq lists its product as uncharacterized. Gene Ontology annotation, cellular component: nucleus. The record is from RefSeq and is a predicted model, not a curated record. Gene Ontology annotation, molecular function: protein serine/threonine phosphatase inhibitor activity; protein phosphatase 1 binding. The transcript has 2 exons. The coding region runs from base 264 to 749 and encodes 161 amino acids. Lineage: Eukaryota; Fungi; Ascomycota; Dothideomycetes; Pleosporales; Didymellaceae.